AUGGCAACAGCGCGCGGCGCAUGCGCGCGCGGCGAGUGGCAGUGCGGCAACGGCGCAUGCGUGGCACGCGCCGCGCUGUGCGACGGCGCCGACGACUGCGGCGACUACACGGACGAGAGCCACUGCAACGUGGACGAGUGCUCGUUCGUGAACGGCGAGUGCGCCCACAACUGCACGGAGCUGGUGGUGGGCCGCGCCUGCUGGUGCCGCGCCGGCUGGCGGCUGGCGGCCGACGCGCGCGCCUGCGCGGACGUCGACGAGUGCGCCGAGGACGAGCCCUGCGACCACGUCUGCAGGAACACCGUCGGCAGCUUCGAGUGCUCGUGCGGCGCCGGGUACAAGCUCAUGGAGGACGGAGUCUCCUGCACGCCCGACUCGCCGGUGCGCGGCAGCCUGAUCUUCACGAACCGGUACUACAUCCGGCGCGCCACGCUGGGCGCCGGCGGCGGCCCGGGCGCCAGCUCGCUGCUGGUGCACGAGCUCAGCAACGCGGUGGCGCUGGACAUGCAGUGGGCGGACCGCUGCCUGUACUGGAGCGACGUGACGCGGCUGGGCUCCGCCAUCCGCCGCGCCUGCGGGGGCGCCAGCGCGCCGCACCAGCUACUGCACGGCGCCACGCUGCAGAACCCCGACGGGCUGGCUGUGGACUGGGUGGCCGGCAACCUGUACUGGUGCGACAAGGGCACCGACACCAUCGAGGUGUCCCGCGCCGACGGCCGCCACCGGCGCGUGGUACUGCGCGGCCAGCUGAGCGAGCCGCGCGCGCUGGCGCUGCUGCCGGCGCGCGGCUGGCUGUACUGGUCGGACUGGGGCGCGGCACCGCACAUCGGCCGCGCCGGCAUGGACGGCUCGGGCCGGCGGGUGCUGCUGAGCGCGGGGCUGUACUGGCCCAACGCGCUCACGCUGAGCCCCGCCUCGCAGGAGCUGUACUUCGCGGACGCGCGCCAGGACUACAUCGCCGUCGCCGACCUGGACGGCCGCAACGUGCGCGUGCUGUUCUCGCGAGAGCGCAUGCCGUGGCUGAGACUGCACCACGUGUUCGCGCUGGCGGUGUGGGACGGGCGCGUGUACUGGUCGGACUGGGAGACGCGCGCCAUCGAGUCGUGCCGGCGCCGGCCGUGGGCGGCCGGGGCGGUGGCGGGCGGGGCGGGCGGGGCGGCGGCCAACAGCUCGGGCGGCGCGUACGACUGCCGGGCGCUGGUGCAGACGGUGCACAAGCCCAUGGACCUGCGCGUGUACCACCCCGCGCGCCAGCCGCCCGCGCCAGAGCUGUCGGCGCGGUGCGCGGCGCUGAACUGCUCGGGGCUGUGCCUGCUGACGCCGGCUGCGGAGGGCGCGGGCGCGGGCGCGCGCUGCGCCUGCCCCGAGCACUGGGCGCUGGCGGCGGACGGGCGCUCGUGCUCGCCCAACUGCACGUCGGCGCACUUCGUGUGCGCGGCCGCGCUCAAGUGCAUCCCGUUCUGGUGGCGCUGCGACACGCAGGACGACUGCGGCGACGGCAGCGACGAGCCCGCGGCGUGCCCGCCCUUCCGCUGCGAGCCCGGCCAGUUCCAGUGCGACAGCGGGCGCUGCGUGCACCCGUCGCACAUCUGCGACGGCACGCCGCACUGCGCCGACGGCUCCGACGAGCGCGACUGCGACAAGUUCACGUGCCUGGCGUCGCAGUGGAAGUGCCGCGGCAACGCCACGGCGCGCGUGGCGGCGCGCUGCGUGGCGGCGGCGGCGCGCUGCGACGGCCGCGCCGACUGCCACGACGGGGACGACGAGGCCGCCUGCCCGCCGCGCACCUGUCCGCCGCACCACUUCACGUGUCGCAACGGCGCCUGCGUGCCGCUGGUGUGGGUGUGCGACGCGGACUCGGACUGCGGCGACGGCUCCGACGAGGGCGAGCAGUGCGCGGCGCGGACCUGCGCCCCCGCCGACUUCCGCUGCGGCUCGGGCCGCUGCAUCCCGCGCGAGUGGCUGUGCGACGCCGAGCCCGACUGCCCCGGCCGCGAGGACGAGGCGGCCUGCGGCGCGCCGCGCGCGCCCCCGCCCUGCGACCCCACCUACUUCCGCUGCCCCGACGGCCGCUGCGUGCCGGGCCGCUGGCGCUGCGAUGCGGACGACGACUGCGGGGACGGGGCCGACGAGCUGGGCUGUGAGCCGCGCCCUUGUUCAGAAUCUGAGUUCCGUUGCGGCUCGGGCGAAUGCGUGCGCGCUGCUCUGCGCUGCUCGGGCGCGCCGGACUGCGCCGACGCCAGUGACGAGGCGGACUGCGCGCCGCACUGCGGGCCCGGGGCGCGCGCCUGCCGCAGCGGCGCCACGUGCGUGCGCUCGGACUGGUGGUGCGACGGCGCGCCCGACUGCGCCGACGGCUCGGACGAGGCGGCUUGCGGCGCGGGCUCGGGUCGCUGCGGCGCGCGCCUGGACUGCGGCGGUGCGGCGCGCUGCGCGGCGGACGCGUGGCGCUGCGACGGGCGGCGCGACUGCGCGGACGGCCGCGACGAGGCGGCGGAGCUGUGCGGCGCGCUGGCGUGUCCGCCGCCCAUGUUCCGCUGCGCGGACGCGACGUGCCUGCCGCCCAACUUGGUGUGCGACGGUGUGGCGGACUGCGCGGGCGACGAGGACGACGCGGUCUGCGCUGGGCGGCGCGGGUUGGGCGGGCUGGGCGGGCUGGGCGGGCUGGGCGAGGAGUCCCCGUGCGCGCGCGACGAGGCGCUGUGCGAGGACGGGCGCUGCGUGGCCGCCAACUCGUCCUGCGCCAGCGGUACGUGA
Molecule: messenger RNA, 2757 nt
Organism: Spodoptera littoralis (African cotton leafworm)
Lineage: Eukaryota; Metazoa; Arthropoda; Insecta; Lepidoptera; Noctuidae
Source: the annotation of a GenBank genome assembly